Messenger RNA from Polypterus senegalus (gray bichir), 1541 nucleotides. RefSeq names its product keratin, type I cytoskeletal 19-like. Gene Ontology annotation, molecular function: structural molecule activity. The record is from RefSeq and is a predicted model, not a curated record. Bases 98 to 1384 code for a protein of 428 amino acids. The transcript has 8 exons. NCBI's taxonomy places the organism in Eukaryota, Metazoa, Chordata, Cladistia, Polypteriformes, Polypteridae.
CGGGCGGGCAGGCACUCACUCACUUGCUCACUCGGACUCCACACUCGAGGCUCUAAGUGACACCGACUUUGGCAGGUAGCAGCACUCCUCGUUCAUCAUGUCUAUUCGUCGAUCAUACCAAACAUCCGUCUACUCCUCGGGGUCGGCACCCCGAGCACAAAGCAUGUACAGCGGGAGUGUUGGCUCGGGCAACCGCAUCUCCUACUCGGUGGCCAACAGGGUCUCCUCUGGUCCUUCCUCCUAUAGCUCAGGAAACUUCAGCCUGUCCAGUGCCCUGGGAGGGGGCAGUGGAGGUGGCUACAGUUUUGGAAGUGGAAUGGGAGGAGGUAUGGGUGGGGGCUUCAGCAGUGUGGAGGUGGGUGGGGUGGCCAACCUGAACGAGAAAGCCACCAUGCAGAACCUGAAUGACCGUCUGGCCUCGUACCUGGAGAAGGUGCGCUCACUGGAGGCUGCUAACCACAAGCUGGAGGUGCAGAUCCGUGAGUUCUAUGACAAGCAGUCGCCCAUCGCUCAGCGGGACUACAGUGCCUACUGGAAGACCAUCCAGGACCUGAAGGACAAGAUCAAUGAUGCCACCCUGGACAAUGCCAGGACUCUGCUGCAGAUCGACAAUGCCAAGCUGGCAGCUGACGACUUCAGGACCAAGUUUGAACAUGAGCUCAUGAUGAGGCAGUCCGUGGAGAACGACAUUGCCAACCUGCGCCGACUGCUGGACCAGACCACCCUGACCAAAGCCGACCUGGAGAUGCAGAUCGAAAGCCUGCAGGAUGAACUGGCCUACCUGAAGAAGAACCACGAGGAGGAGGUGCAGGCGCUCCGCACUCAGCUGAGUGGAACGGUCAACGUAGAGGUGGACGCGGCCCCCCAGGAGGACCUGAACAAGUUACUGGAGGAGAUGAGAAUUCAGUACGAAGGGGUCACGGAAAAGAACCGCAGGGAUGCCGAAGCCUGGUACGCCACCAAGUCUGAAACGCUAAACAAAGAAGUGGCCAGCAGCACAGAAGCCAUUCAGACCAGCAAGACAGAAAUCAACGAGCUGCGGCGCACCGUCCAGGGGCUGGAAAUCGAGCUGCAGUCCCUCUUCAGCACGAAAGCAGCCCUGGAGAACACGCUGGCAGAAACAGAGGCCCGCUACGGCAACAUGCUGCUGGGCUUCCAGAACACCAUCCACGCACUAGAGGCAGAGUUGGCACAGGUGCGCCAGGACACCGAGCGCCAGUCCAGUGAGUACAAACUCCUGCUGGACAUCAAGACACGGCUGGAGCAGGAGAUUGCCACAUACCGCAGUCUUCUGGAAACAGAAGAGUCCAGAACAACAAAUUUGGGCAAAGAUGGUGGUACAGUCACAACUGUGACCACAACUCGUGUGACCAGUGGCAAGUAAGCGUGGAGGCACACGGCCCCUUCGGCAACGUGAGCACACAAGAGAUGACCCGGCCAACAGGCGAACAAGAAAGAAAGAAAGAAAGAAAGAGGGCCGAGAAGCCCACUGUGCUCAAAACUCAAUAAAGUCAAUAAAAGGGGACACCAUUCAAGCAGCA